Scophthalmus maximus (turbot) is the source of this 3151-nucleotide messenger RNA. RefSeq names its product receptor for retinol uptake stra6-like. Gene Ontology annotation, cellular component: plasma membrane. Bases 174 to 2192 code for a protein of 672 amino acids. NCBI's taxonomy places the organism in Eukaryota, Metazoa, Chordata, Actinopteri, Pleuronectiformes, Scophthalmidae. The record is from RefSeq and is a predicted model, not a curated record. Gene Ontology annotation, molecular function: signaling receptor activity; retinol transmembrane transporter activity. Gene Ontology annotation, biological process: vitamin A import into cell. The transcript has 17 exons.
CCUCUUAGCUGGACUGGAAUGUGUCGGUGGGUUGCUGUUGGUCCAAACUGUUCCCCAACACGUCGAAGCACCGGCAGAUCAUCGCUGAGCGAGGUUGACCUGAGCAGGAGAGAGGAGGGAGAUCCCUGUCACCCGUCAUCGCCUCACCUGUUCGACUCCGUUAAACAGCCGCGAUGAAUCAGAGCAAAGUGGAACUUCAGCCGUUCGAAUACUCCUACUAUGACUAUUCAGACUGGUACUCGAACAACGCGGAGCCGACCACACCGCCCAAAGAAGUUAUUCUGCCAUGUGACCCAACAGCAGACGACAAGCUCUUCCACAUAUGCAUGCUGUCAAUAUCUCUGGUGAUCAUGUUGAUCCUGGCAGUUCUCACCCGGAAAAACAAGUUGUGCCAAGGAUUCACGAGAGGAUCCUCCAGUAUCUUCAGUCCGACCAACUUCCUGGACCAGACCCAGGAGAAGGGCGUGGUCAUGGCGGUCUUCGGGCUGGUGUUCAGCAGGCUGGCCGUGCUGGUGCUCGCCCCGGACCCGCUGCCUUUCUCCACAGAUACACCAGAGGAAAUUAAAGAGUACAUGAAGGUCAUCGCCAUCUUCUACUACCCGGUCCUGUACUACCCUCUGUUGGCCUGCGGAACUCUGCAGCGCAAAGCAGGUUACGCGUUCGGGGCGCUGCUCUCCUUCGGCCACUUCGGGGUCCUGGUGUGGCAGAAGUUUGACUGUCCCAAGACUCCGGAGAUCCAUAAGUACUAUGCUCUGCUCGCGAGUCUUCCUCAGCUCGCCUGCCUCGCGUAUCUGUGCGUCCAGUUCCUUCUGCUGUGCGUCAAGGGACCAAAGACAGAUGAGGACCUUGACAGCAGCUACUACUCCAAAUACGUGAAGUCGCUUCUCAAGAAGAAGUCCUCGUCUGUCAGCUCUUCAACUACAGACAAACCAACACUGGUAGAGAGAAUACUGGAGGUACCCAAGAGUUAUAUCUAUAUACCUGAAAAAGUGUUUCGUUUCCCACUAAAACUGGCGGUUUCAGCAUUUGUUGCCUUGGUGGCGAUUUAUCAUACGGCGUUGUUGCUGGUCGUCCUGGUCGUUCCCACUCUCCACAUUGUUCGUGCCGGCAUCGAUGAAAACAUCGCCUUCCUGUUACUGGGGGUUGGGAUCGUCCUGUCAGACGACAGGAUGGAGGUCGUCAAGAUAGUGACCUUUUACACUUGGUUGCUGGAAGUGUGCUACCUCUGUGCGAUGACCCUGUCUUGUUUGGUCAGUCUUGUCAUGCUCAUGAGGUCCUUGGUUCUCCACAGGUCAAACCUGAAAGGACUGUACAAGGGCGACAUUUACAACAUUUAUAACAGCGGGAAGACCAUCUGUCCAUCCAAACCGGGUAUUGUCUGUUGGAUGGGCUUGACAGGAUACCAGGCUGCAAUCGUUUGCCUCGGAAUGGCGAUCCAGACCAUUGUGUUUUUCAUCUGCUUCUUGUUCCUGGUGUUUUUGAUCAUCAUCCCGGUUUUUCAUGGCCGCAACAUCUUCGUUUUUGAAAUUGUACGAAAGGCAUGGCCGGCCUGGGUCACACUGUUGCUGGUCACAUCGCUUCAACAUGUGACUGCUAAGUUUGCUUUCAUCAAAAAAGAAGCUGGAACCAGAGACUUGAAUAACAGAGACAGUCUGUUCCUCCUGACCUACCUGCUCUUCCUGGUCAACACCUUCAUGGGUCUUAUAGUCGCGAUAUGGAGGAUUGUGAUAACAGCUUUGUUCAACAUCCUCCACCUCGGUCGUGUUGACAUCAGUCUGCUGCACCGUACUGCAGAGUCCCAUGACCCAGCCUACCGAUACUACACCCAGUACUUGAGGGUGGAGGUCAGCCAGUCACACCCGGUGAUGAAGGCGUUCUGUGGGCUGCUGCUGGACAUGAUGGUGGAGGGGGGCAGAGCUGGACAGAACAUACGAGACGCAGAGGAAGGGAUUCAGGUGACGACGCCGGGCAAGACGACCAGCGGCAGGAUCCGCGCCCGCUGGCAGCUCCUGUACACGCUGGUGAACAACCCGUCCCUGCUGGGCUCCAGGAAGCACUUCCAGACACUGCAGACGUCCGAGGGGGUCCUGAACGGCACCCCCAGCCGCAGAUCCAAGAAAGGCAGCAAGAAGGAGGCGGCGGAGGCGGUCCCGUCCACCGACGCCCCAACAAAUCAAGAUAAAACUGAGUGAGACACAACAGGGUCGGUAGUUUACUCCGAACAAAGUCAUAUUACUUAUGGGGCUGUGAACUAAACAGUGUACUUAGUGUAACUUCUGGUCCGGAGGAACAUGUUGGUGUCUGUUCAGAUUCAACUCCAAAGUUCAGUGCAAGAAGUGAAUGUGGUUAUACUUUAAAUUAGACCAUUUGAUUAUUUCUUGAUGAUUUAGAUUUAGAUUCCCACCACAUCACCUGAGAGGUUCAACGGUCCUGUAAAACCCCAGAUAAAGUACAAAUCAUACUUUUAUUUUUAUUUUUACAUUUUAAAGUGUUUUAACGUCCUCUUUUUUGGAGAAUGGUAUCCAUGGUAUGAGUUAGGUUCGGGAAAGUUCAAACCUGUCGUUUUGUUCUUGUGUGUGUGGACACGUCCAAUGUGACAUUGUUGAGUCGAGAGUCUUUAAUCAGGUACAUGGUGGCGAUGUACCUGAUUAAAGACUCUCUCCAGAAGUGAAUUAUUUAUACUUCACAUAAGUGGUUGAGUGUCUCGUGGAAAAAGUGUCCCAAGAGUGAUCUCCUCAGCUAAAGCAGUUGUAUGAACCAGGGAACCAACUUAAAAUGGUGUCAUGCUUGUGUAAUAGUCUAGCAAAGCCUUUUGGUAGAUUCACAUUCACACAGUACAGACUGACAGUGCCGAUCAAUGUCAGCAUCACCACUGGAGUGGAGGGUCGAGAAGAGGUCGUACAGUCGUCUAUUUUUGGCCUCAGGUUAAUGUCGACGCUCAGCAGACGCUGGUUCUCCAGAUUCAAUAUAACUGCUGCAAUGAACAUAAAUACUCAUGUUGCGUCACAUUGUCACGAAUUAAGACGAGAGAUUACAGAUUUCUGUUAGUUGAUGCUUUUUAUUUCCUAUAUGCUCUUUCAAUGGAUAUACAGAUACAAAAUUACCUACUGUAACAUGUGACUGCAGAAGAAAAAUAAAAGGCUCAAACAAG